Molecule: messenger RNA, 378 nt
Organism: Neolamprologus brichardi
Lineage: Eukaryota; Metazoa; Chordata; Actinopteri; Cichliformes; Cichlidae
Source: RefSeq, a predicted model, not a curated record
AGAACAUUUUGGACACAAGCAUCCCAAGUACUCCGACACGCUGCUAGAUUAUGGAUUUUACUUAUUAAAUGUGGACAACAUAUGCCAAUCGGUUGCUAUUUACCAGACAGCUCUGGAUAUCCGACAAUCGGUCUUUGGGGGGAAGAACAUCCAUGUUGCCACAGCCCAUGAAGACCUAGCCUACUCCUCAUACGUGCACCAGUACAGCUCUGGGAAAUUUGACAACGCUCUAUUCCAUGCAGAACGUGCCAUAGACAUCAUAACUCACAUUCUGCCUGAGGACCAUCUUCUGCUGGCCUCCUCUAAGAGAGUCAAAGGUAAGGCAGGCAAAGUGGACAGUAGUAUUAUGCUCGUGUGUGUGACUCGCUGCUUGUAAUA